CGUGUUUCAUUGUCAUUCACCGCGUUACAUUCCAUGCACCAGAUGCAGAGCGCACCUCACCUGAGGAGCUGAGGUGUGUGAAAUAUAGUCGGCUGGCCUUUGGGUGUUCAUCGUUUCAACGUGGAAUUAGCAAAGUCAUCUAGCCAGUUUCUUGAUUUCCAACCAGCUGCCACAUUGUGAAUCCUCAAACCAUGGCUUUAGUAGACCUCCUUGGAGAGACGGUGGCGAAGAAGGACAAGACGACAGUGGCCGUCAGCUCCUUCACCGGGGAGGGUAAGGUGGUGGGGUUGUACUUCUCUGCCCACUGGUGCCCGCCCUGUCGUGCCUUCACACCCAAGCUGGCGGAGUGGUACAGUAAGUUCAAGGAGUCGGCCAACGGUGCCAAUCUGGAGAUCGUCUUUGUCAGCUCCGACAAAGAUGAGGAUUCCUUCAAAGAGUACUUCAACGACAUGCCCUGGCUGGCCGUGGAAUACUCCAACCGAGACAAGAAGAAUGACCUAAGCAAGAAGUUCAGAGUGGCCGGCAUACCUACCCUCAUUCUUUUGGAUGGGGCCACUGGGCAGGUCAACGAGAGGGAUGGAAGAGGCACUGUCAUGGAGGAUCCAACAGGUGCCAAUUUCCCCUGGACGCCCAAACCAUUCGAAGAAAUAUUCAGUGGUAGCUUGAUCAACAACAAGGGUGAAACAAAGACAACCGACGACAUCAAGGGAAAGGUCCUGGGGUUGUACUUCUCAGCCCACUGGUGUGGUCCUUGCAGGGGCUUCACCCCCAACCUGACCAAGUCCUACAACAAGAUGGUGGAGGACGGCAAGAACCUGGAGAUUGUCUUCUGCUCCAGCGACCGGGACGAAGCCAGCUUCAAGGAGUACUUCAGUGAGAUGCCCUGGCUGGCCCUGCCCUUUGGCGACAAGCGCAAGAUGGCACUGUCCAAGAAGUUUGAUGUGCAAGGCAUUCCAACCUUGGUGUUUCUGGAUGAGAGUUGGAACCUGAUCACAACCAACGGGAGAGGGGCCGUCUCCAAGGACCCUGAUGGGGCAGAGUUUCCCUUCUAUCCUAAGGCGGUCAACACACUGUCUGGUGACUCAGCUAGCUCUAUCAAUGAAAACACGACGCUCAUCUGGUUUGCAGCCAAUAAGGAGGGGGCUGCCGCUUACAAGGACUUACUGCUGCCAUGUGCAGAGGAGAUCAUCAACGCUGCCAAAGCCAAGGGAGAGAUUUCACCCAUGGACUUCCUGGUGGCCUGCGAAGAUGAUGAUGAUGAUGACAUCAUGGACGGGCUGAUGGAGUUCUGUAAGCUGGAGGCCAGCCAGAUUCCUUUCCUCUGCAUCAUCGACAUACCCAGCCAGUCCAUCUACAAGAACUGUGACAAGAAGGAGUACACCACCGAUGAGCUCAAGGCACUCGUUGGCAACUACUUGUCCGGAAAGCUGGAGAAGCAAAAACUCCGCUAAUGAGGCUCAUCGGCUGUCCGUUCCAGCAUGAGACCAACUACUGCUUACGCUUCAGAAAAUAUUUACAUCAUGUAUCUUUAAAUGCACAUUCUUUUUUUAUCAGAGAAGAACUAUUGUGACUAAAAUCACUUGUACAUUUUUGACUUGAAUUUAGCUAGCUUUGGACGUGUUUAAAGUUGUCAGGGUUUCGUGAUCGUGUUUUCAUUUCUCCUCAGAAAGUUUUUAAAAAGGAAAUUCUGCCGUCUGGCAGUGGCACACCUACAGUUAUGUGUUAUAGCAUAACAGAACACAGUAUUUUACCACAGGGACCCAUGUUUACCAGCAUUUGGAAGUCGCUUUGAAGAGAGUGGAGUUUUUUGUAAAAUACCCUUCAAUUGCUCAAAGCAUCAACCCUCCCAAAGUUGAGUUUCAACAUGCUUUUAAAUGAAAAUGCCUUGCAGUUAUAGAACAGUAGAAUAGUUUAUUUUCUUAUUUGUAUAGCUUGCCCUGCAUUUUUUUUUGUUUUCAAUUUUUUUUGUUUCUGAUAUUGAAUGUGUACAAUUUCAAGCAUUGCAAUGUACUCUUUCUGCGGUGUGGUAACUAUGUAACAACUUUUAUUUUAUCGCUGUCACUCAUUUUUACAUGAUCUGCAGAAACGGAGGCUUAAUAUCUCUUAAUAUCCUCAUACAGACAAAUGCUGAAUGUAAUUGUAUAUCUUUUCUAUCAGGAAAAGUUCUUACUUGAUAGUUUUUUCUAUGGUCUUUCAGUGUGGCAAUACAUGUUUAUGUGUGACUGAAUACAAUGAUAUUGUGACCUCGUUGCCUGUGAAUUGUUGAAGUUGAGGUAUUGUGUGGGAUGCUUUGGAUCGUAAGUUCAAGCAGUGCCCUGGUUUUGAGCAGUGGUUUAGAGAUGGACAUUGCAGGGAACUGAGAUUGCCGUAGGAACGCUUCACUGGCACAACGUGCAGGGGUGGUAAUGCCAUAGCCUGCAAUGGCUGACAAUAUUGGUGGAUCUGCCUUUACUUUAUAAAUGCCUGUAUUUUUUCCAUCCUUGCGUUAAUGUAAGACUGUUGGAUUCAACACGUCCCUGCAUAACACUUUGUGCUGCAUUAUUGUAAAGAUUUGUGAUGCAUUAUCCUCGUGCUUAAUGCAUACUUUACCACUGAGUUUGCUGCACUGAUCAGUAGUUUGUCGGAUUUGAGUUUAUCACAGAUGUUAAGACCAGCUCAUGCGGGUUCAACAGUCAAGUCAACUCGUUGGCUAACUGUGUAACAUUGCAGGGUCUGUCUUUGAGAACAACAGUGGAAAAUAUUGUCGGUGGCUUGAAGGUGGAUUUGCUUGCCAAGUUCAACCGUUGUGUCGUCAUCGGCAAAAUCUCAACCGGACUGUGGCAACCAGUGCAAUUUUGGACUUUUUUCAGCCUUGCCAACAUGGGCAAGCCCAAUGGCUGAAUGGUCCAAACAUCUGUGCAAGUGCACAUUGCACAUGUUGGGGUCAAGGCAAAUAAGCCUUUUGCGAGUUAACUUUGACCCAAAUCUGGUACACCUAGUUCUUUAAUUCACGUGAACACAACAACU
Acanthaster planci (crown-of-thorns starfish) is the source of this 3006-nucleotide messenger RNA. Its product is annotated as nucleoredoxin-like. Gene Ontology annotation, molecular function: thioredoxin-disulfide reductase (NADPH) activity. Gene Ontology annotation, biological process: negative regulation of protein ubiquitination; negative regulation of Wnt signaling pathway. The record is from RefSeq and is a predicted model, not a curated record. NCBI's taxonomy places the organism in Eukaryota, Metazoa, Echinodermata, Asteroidea, Valvatida, Acanthasteridae. Gene Ontology annotation, cellular component: nucleus.